This is a messenger RNA of Camarhynchus parvulus, 1506 nucleotides long. It is a transcript of the gene RELB, whose product is annotated as RELB proto-oncogene, NF-kB subunit. The coding region runs from base 94 to 1506 and encodes 470 amino acids. Gene Ontology annotation, biological process: cellular response to stress; non-canonical NF-kappaB signal transduction; inflammatory response. The record is from RefSeq and is a predicted model, not a curated record. Gene Ontology annotation, molecular function: RNA polymerase II cis-regulatory region sequence-specific DNA binding; DNA-binding transcription factor activity, RNA polymerase II-specific. Gene Ontology annotation, cellular component: cytoplasm. Lineage: Eukaryota; Metazoa; Chordata; Aves; Passeriformes; Thraupidae. The transcript has 12 exons.
GAGCGGCAGCGGCGGCUCCGGGACCCCCGGGACCCCCGGGACCCGCUCCGGGACCAGCGGCACCGGCACCGGGACUCGCACCGGGAGCGGGACAUGGCGCUGCCGCUCGGAGCCGCCGUGCAGGAUCCCGGGCUGGCGAUGGCUCACGGAGCACCGGGCACAGAUGAUUUGGAGAUCCUGGAGGAGGUGAUGAAGGAGGACGGCUUCCAGCCCGACGCCGCUGCCGAGGCUCCCCGGGCCCUGCCCCGCUUGGUCCCGCGCGGUUCCGUCCCCGGUUCCGCCCCCGGUUCCGUCCCCGGUUCCGCCCCCGGUUCCGCCCGGGAGCCGCGGCUGGCCCGGAGCCUCCGCGGGCUCUCGCUGGGGCCCCGGGAGAAGCUGGAAAAGCUGGAAAAGAUGGAAAAGCUGGAAAAGCUGGAAAAGCUGGAGAGCUUGGAGAGGCUGGGGAAGGCGGGGAAGCCGCGCUUGGUGAUCACGGAGCAGCCGAAGCAGCGCGGGAUGAGAUUCCGGUACGAGUGCGAGGGGAGAUCGGCCGGGAGCAUCCUCGGGGAAAACAGCACCGAGAGCAACCGGACCCUGCCCAGCAUCGAGCUGCUGAACUGCCAGGGCAUCCCGGAGGUGGCGGUCACGGCCGUGCUGGUGUGGAAGGAUUGGCCGCACCGGGUGCACCCGCACGGCCUCGUGGGCAAGGACUGCGCCCAGGGGCUGUGCCGGGUGCUGCUGCGGCCCCACAGCAACCCCCGGCACAGUUUCAGCAACCUGGGCAUUCAGUGUGUGAAGAAGAAGGAAAUCGAGGCCGCCAUCGAGAAGAAGCUGCAGCUCGGCAUCGACCCCUUCAAAGCGGGCUCCCUGCGGAACCACCAGGAGGUCGAUCUCAACGUGGUGCGGAUUUGCUUCCAGGCCUCGUUCCGGGACCGCGCCGGGAUCCCGCGCAGCCUCAGCCCGGUGCUGUCCCAGCCCAUCUUCGACAAGAAAUCCACCAAAAACGCCGGAGAUGCCCUCUGCCGCAUGAACAAAGAGAGCGGCCCCUGCACGGGCGGGGAGGAGCUCUACCUGCUCUGCGACAAGGUCCAGAAAGAGGACAUCGCGGUGAUUUUCCGCAAGGAGCCCUGGGAGGCUCGGGCCGAUUUCUCCCAGGCCGACGUUCACCGGCAGGUGGCGAUCGUGCUGCGCACGCCGCCCUACGCGCACCUGGAGCUGCGGGAGCCCGUGCAGGUGGAGGUGUUCCUGCAGCGCCUCACCGACAGCGUGAGGAGUGAGGGGUUCCGGUUCACCUACCUGCCCCGGGACACCGACGCGUACCGGGUGCAGGUGAAGCGCAAGCGGGGAAUGCCCGACCUGCUGGAGGAGCUCUCGGGGACAGACCCGUUCGGGAUCGAGGCCAAGAGGAGGAAGAAGCCCCCGGGGUACCUGGAGCACUUCAUCCCCCUGGGCCCCACAGUAAAACCCCCGAUUUUUCCCUGUAAAAUCCCCAAUUUUCCCUGUAAAAUCCCCCGAUUUUUCCUGUAA